Molecule: messenger RNA, 717 nt
Organism: Cladophialophora carrionii CBS 160.54
Lineage: Eukaryota; Fungi; Ascomycota; Eurotiomycetes; Chaetothyriales; Herpotrichiellaceae
Exons: 2
Coding region: 1-717 (238 amino acids)
Source: RefSeq, a predicted model, not a curated record
AUGGCGCCGCUCAGCAGACCGCCUUCACGUGAUCUCACCCAGAGUCGGCGACUGUCACGCGAAGAAACAUUCCAUCUGGCCGAAACAGCACGAAGAAAGACCUCGGACAAGACAGUCCGCGAGGAUCUCAGGCUAUCACUCAGCCACGGCCACCUACUAGAACAGCUUCUCCAAGAGAUCGCCCGAACGGAGCGAGAACUUCAAACAUCACCGACAGAAGACAAGUACCUGCUCCCCCAAGAACGGAAAUCAUCACAGCAGCAACGACGGACGUCGGUGGCGCAAAGGGAACUCGUCGAUGACGUCUUUUCUUACCGGUUCAACAACGAUACCCCCCAAACUGAAGACCACCAGACGGUCUCUGAAACAGGCAGUAAAGCUACGGCUUCGCGACGGAAGAUGGAUCUUCUGAGAUGUCCCCAUAUUAUGGCUGACAAUUUACCUCGAAGACCACACAUGGCGGAGGAGAUGGAAGACGGACUGACGACGACGGGGGAGGACAUUGACGGGUGGCAGACGAGGACUCUGGGCAAUCGAAUGGUCCACACAGGCUAUUGGAGGAGCUUUGUGCUCUACACCUGUGUCCCUGUUCGAUCUGCUCAAGGGAACCGUCGAAAACCGGAUCUUUGCGAUCCUGUCGUUCAGAUCCUAUUAAGGAGAAAGACGGACGACGGAUAUGCGGAGGAACCAGAUUCCAAGCUGGCAGAUAGAUACUAG